CCUCACAAUCAUAAUAAGCAAUAACAAACAAAUACAUACCCACUUCAACACCCAAAACCUACAGCACCCUCUGUUUUCACAACUGCAAAAUUCCAAGCUCUUCUUCUAUACCUUCCAACUGGGUUUAUUAGUUCUCAAUUUCAUCAAUCAGAAACUAGGGUUUCUCUCUUUUCUGCUCAUAAUCCUUACCAAGACUAUUUAUCAUGGAUUGGUACUAUGGGUGUGGAACUGAUGAUUUUGUUGUACCGAACGAUCAAGACUUAUUGGAUAGGCCUCCUUCACCAGAGAAUUGGUCAAAAUGGGGAAUAAGCACACCUGAAGAUUAUUAUUCAUCCCAAAAGUUUUUUAUCACGGAUAAAAAUUCAACAGAGGUAGAAUUCAAUUUCAAAAAUGAAGUUGAGUUUGAACCUUCUCAGUAUGAUGUAGAUCAGUCCUGCGAUCAACUUCAAGAACUAUCAAGUUUCGAACCGAUGGAAGACAUUUACUUGAAUUCUGAACUUGAAGAUUUUCCAUGUGUUGAAAACCUGCAAAACCCCUUUUACUUCUAUCCUGAAAACCAAUGCAGCAAUACGACUGGUGGGUCACAGAAAGAUAUUUCAAUCUCAGAUUAUGUUCCGUGCAACUUGAACUCUGAGGAUUCCCUGAAUACAGAGGCACAGAUAGUCAAAGUCUUGGACCCUUUUGGGCAAUCCAGUGGAGAUGAGGUCAUGCAUGAGGAGUCAUCUGUUGAGGAAUCCGCACUGCAGGAUCUUGAGUCAAUAAUUUCACAGUUCACUGAGAAGACUCGCAUUGGUUUCCGGGAUGCCCUCUACCGCCUUGCCAGAAGUACAAAACAACAGCAUGUUAGAGAGGACCUGGAUGGAGAUCUUAACAUGCAACAGGCAAUGGCACGGGUAGUUCAGAACGAAACACGCAGGUUUAAGGACAAGAAACCAAUGGAAUCAGAGACCAACAGUGUUGACAGAGCGGUUGCGAAUCUCAUGUUCAGAAAGAUGGAGAUUAACGCACUUGAAACACCCGACAAUCAAGGGAAAUGCUCAAAAGCUUUGAAUGAUGCACCAAAAUCACAUUAUCCUCAGAGGUUUGGACAAAUGGACCAACAAACUACAACAGAAUCAGAUUUUGCAAAUGCAGAUCCUAUCAAGAAGUCUUUCAUGCUGGAGUUUGGUUAAACAAUGUAAUCGCUAGCAUCUUCCUAUUAGCUAAACCAGAAAUAAGGAAAACCAAUUCCCUGUAAGUCCUUGUUGAUAAAAAGAGGCCUGAAAUUUUGACUAUUGUUGGUUCUGUAAUCUGCAUGUAUAUAUGGUAGUGGACCUGAAUUAGUUGUAUUAUGCAAUAUGUAAUUUAGAAUGCUUAGGGGUUAAAACCUUGACAUUUUGUUAAAAGUGUGGAUGAGUGAAUUUAUGAACCAGCUGUUUGCAUA
Molecule: messenger RNA, 1423 nt
Organism: Lotus japonicus
Lineage: Eukaryota; Viridiplantae; Streptophyta; Magnoliopsida; Fabales; Fabaceae
Product: protein LNK3
Exons: 7
Coding region: 204-1172 (322 amino acids)
Biological process (GO): regulation of DNA-templated transcription; circadian rhythm
Source: RefSeq, a predicted model, not a curated record